GUGAAGGGAAUACAAAUCGUAGGCGCUGAAUUCUCAGUAAACAAUGUGACAAACGAAAUCUUGAACAGCUGUGUUAAAUAUUUGAUAACUAAAUUAUCUCAUUUUCUCUCCCGAGAUAAUGAACCAGUACAUUAUCUCUUCCAUGAUAAGAGGAAUCACACUAUCACACGAUAGUUGUCGCAAUCGAAACGUGACGAUUUUGCAACGGCAGUAGUGCGCUAUUCAUUCGCAAUUUAGUGGCAGUAUGGAUCGGAUCGUGAAAUGUGUGGUGCUCGUUUGCUUAGUGGGAGUGCCUUUGUGUAAAGGCAUCAAUAUACUCUGCUUGAUGGGCGUUCCUAGCCCAAGUCAUCACAUCUGGAACCGGGUUUUGAUGGAAGCUUUGGCCUCUAGGGGAUACAACCUAACAAUCGUCUCACCUGAUGUGGAAAAAGUUCAGAAGCCUAAUUUAACGUACAUUCAUCUUGAAGAGGUUUAUCAUACAAUACAUGAUGGUGAUACCGCAAUUGAUUUCUACGAAAUGGCACAGCAGAAUCUUGUCACAAGCAUGUUCACUUUCUACGAAUAUGCUUAUUCACUUUGCGAAGGAGUUAUGCGAUCCAAAGGAUUGGACACAAUCUUAAACUAUCCAGAUAACUUCAAGUUUGAUUUAGUGCUGUACGAUUUCACCUGCGGACCAUGUUUGAUGGGAUUGUACGACAAAUUUGGCCAACCACCGUUAAUUGGAGUUACUGCUUUCAAUAUUCCACCAUAUACAGUGGAUUUUAUCGGUGGUCACAAAUAUCCGGCCUACAUACCGUAUUAUACGUUAACGUACGACACAGACAUGACAUUCUUUCAAAGGCUGGAGAAUUUGUUCAUCUACACCGUGGAUUAUUUCUAUCGUAACUACUACUAUAUUCCAAAGACGGACGAAAUGCUCCGGCGAAUGCCAGUGUUCAGAGAUGGUCCAUAUUUAGGAGAUUUGGACAGAAAAAUGAAAUUAAUGCUGGUGAACUCUCACCACUCAGUUGACUUUCCAGAACCCAUUCCACAAAACAUGAUUCAAGUUGGUGGCCUGCAAAUCAUACCUCCUAAGCCACUAUCAGCAGAAAUUGAGGAAUUCAUCAAGAACUCUAAAAAAGGUGCAAUUCUGUUUUCCCUGGGAACCAACGUUUUGAGCUCAGAUUUGGGAGAAGAACGCAUCGAAAUGUUUUUGGAGGCAAUCGAAAAGUUCCCAGAUUACAACUUUCUGUGGAAGUUUGAAGCGGAUCAAACAAAGUACAAGAUUCCCAAAAAUCUGAUGAUGCGCAAAUUUUUACCACAAAAUGACAUUCUGGCAAACCCACGAACCAAGCUAUUCAUCACUCACGCUGGAUUAUUGAGUACUCAUGAGGCAACUUGGCAUGGCGUACCGAUGGUCGGAAUUCCGUUUAUAGCUGAUCAAUAUCGAAAUCUGGAGAAAUCAUUAAGAGCGGGAGUAGCGGAAAGGUUGAUUGUAUGGACGUUGACCACAGAUAAAAUUGUGCAAACUGUCCGUAAAGUUCUGGAGAAUCCUUCGUAUCGUACGAAAAUGCGUGAAAAGUCUGCCUUGUUCCGCGAUCAACCGGAAAAACCAUUGGAACGUGCUCUCUGGUGGAUCGAUUGGUGUCUGCGUCAUCCAGAGGCGGAAACCAUUCAAUCGCCCACUCUGCGCUUAGGGUUGUGGAAGAGUGAAUUGUACGAUGUUAAAAUUUUCGUAAUUUUGGCUGCUGUGGCUGUAUUCUUAGGUGUGAAAAGAGUUUUCAGUGUUCUAACCGGAACUAAUAAAAGUCACAUAAAGCAUAAGAAAAAGGUAAACUAGGUUCCGUAUUUUGCGUAGAUUCUGUGAUGUAAUAGAUACUAGUGAAUUGUUCAUGACAAAUGGAUUGAAUCGCUGUUCGUGAAAGUAACGUGAUAUUAUAAAA
Molecule: messenger RNA, 1922 nt
Organism: Aedes aegypti (yellow fever mosquito)
Lineage: Eukaryota; Metazoa; Arthropoda; Insecta; Diptera; Culicidae
Product: UDP-glucuronosyltransferase 2B31
Exons: 4
Coding region: 245-1819 (524 amino acids)
Molecular function (GO): UDP-glycosyltransferase activity
Source: RefSeq, a predicted model, not a curated record